GGCGAGUCUUAUAGUUCCUUCAGAAUGGGCAGUCUUCCCUCAGAUGCAUCUGGACAACAGCAGCAUCGGGUCAUGGAGAGGUGUCCCUAGUUUUACCAACCCAUGUACGCGGAGGUGUCAGCUGUAGUUUCGGUGGAGAAAGCAACCUUAUCCGUUUUUUGCCAGCGAGAUUGCUGUCCUUAUCCAAGCGCACCGACUCAGACCAUCUGCCCCGCCAGAACCCGCAGGGGGCCGUGAGAGCACCGGGCCAGCGUUGGCUUCGUACGCACCGCAGAGAAGAUGAAUAUCCAGGUUCUGCCAGAACACAAGCUCUCGUCGGUGGCCCCGCUGAAACAGUGCAAUGUGGAGAAAAAAGAGGUAGAACUGAUACUGGUGAAGGACCAGAAUGGCGUCCAGUACACCAGUUCUUCCAUCAUUCCCACCCCUACCCCUGGCCACCGCGCAGGUCCUCCCGGACCCGAGGACGACCGCGAAACUUGGGGCAAGAAAAUAGACUUUCUCCUGUCGGUCAUUGGCUUCGCGGUGGACCUGGCCAACGUUUGGAGAUUCCCUUACUUGUGCUACAAAAAUGGAGGAGGUGCUUUUUUGAUCCCCUACAUUCUUUUCUUGGUCAUUGCGGGGAUGCCAUUGUUCUAUAUGGAACUUGCCUUGGGCCAGUACAACAGGGAAGGGGCAGCUACAGUUUGGAAAAUAUGCCCUGUCUUUAAAGGUGUGGGCUACACAGUGAUCCUCAUUGCCCUGUAUGUUGGCUUCUACUACAAUGUCAUCAUUGCCUGGUCCCUCUACUACCUGUUCUCCUCCAUGACCAGAGAGCUGCCAUGGCUCAAAUGUGGCAACAGCUGGAACAGUCCGAACUGCACCGACCCCAAAUCCAUUAACGGAUCCAUCCUCGGCAAUGGGACAUCUUACGCCAAAUACAAGAUCACCCCUGCAGCAGAGUACUAUGAACGGGGUGUGCUACAUCUCCAUGAGAGUAGGGGUAUCCAGGAUUUGGGCCUACCUCGCUGGGAGCUGACCUUAUGUCUGGUUGUGGUGGUCUUCAUACUCUACUUCAGCCUGUGGAAAGGUGUCAAGUCCUCAGGGAAGGUAGUGUACAUCACAGCUACCAUGCCCUAUGUCGUCCUUUUUGUUUUGCUCAUUCGAGGCAUAACUCUACCAGGGGCCAUGAAGGGCAUCAGGGCCUACCUCCAUAUUGACUUCAAGCGGCUCAACAAUCUAGAGGUGUGGAUUGAUGCUGCCACCCAGAUAUUCUACUCACUAGGAGCAGGAUUUGGGGUGCUCAUUGCAUUUGCCAGUUAUAAUAAAUUUGACAAUAACUGCUACAGGGAUGCUCUCCUGACCAGCACUGUGAACUGUGUCACCAGUUUCUUCUCAGGGUUUGCCAUCUUCUCUGUUCUUGGUUACAUGGCUUACAAACAUGGGGUGGAUAUACAAGAUGUAGCCACAGAAGGGGCAGGAUUGGUGUUUAUCAUCUACCCUGAGGCAAUUUCUACACUACCAGGCUCAACAUUUUGGGCCAUUGUGUUCUUCAUCAUGUUGCUGACUCUGGGCAUUGACAGCUCGAUGGGUGGCAUGGAGGCAGUCAUCACAGGCCUGACAGAUGACUUCAAGAUCCUCAAGAGGAACAGGAAGCUCUUCACCUUCGCCACAGCCUUUGGAACCUUCCUGAUUGCCCUGCUCUGCAUUACUAAUGGUGGCAUCUACGUGCUGACCCUGUUAGAUAAGUAUGCAGCAGGGACUUCUAUACUUUUUGCCGUGUUGAUCGAGGCCAUUGGAGUGUCGUGGUUUUAUGGUGUGGACCGCUUCAGCGAAGACAUUGAGAAAAUGAUGGGCUUUAAGCCAGGACUCUACUGGAGACUAUGCUGGAAAUUUGUCAGCCCAGCUUUUCUGCUGUUUGUGGUGAUAGCCAGUACUGUAACAUCGUCAGGCCUAAAAUAUGACGAGUACGUCUUCCCUCACUGGUCUAACGUAUUGGGCUGGGGUGUGGCCAUGUCCUCCAUGCUGUUUGUUCCCUUCUACGCCAUAUAUAAAUUCUUCAGUGUGUCAGGAACAUUCAAAGAGAGAAUAGCCUACUGCAUCACUCCAGAACAUGAACAUCAUUUGGUUGCUGAAGGAAAUGUACGACAGUUCAAACUCAGACACUGGUUGGCCAUCUGAUGACAAAUACCCAGAAUUCCCUCAUCCAUCCUCACAUCUGGUGUCUGGAGUUCCUGUGUGCCGCCAGUGGUCGGACAGACAAGGAGAGCGACAGGCUCCAACCUCUCAGCAGCCUCCCCUCUUCUCCCUGUGCAUUUACUACCCAAGGCCUUUGUUGUCAACAGGAGCUUCAAGCACUUUGAUUUCAGAGCUAUGCCUGUUACAGUAACAUUUCAAUACCAUUCUAAAGCAUCAGCUCAUAAGGGAGGGGUAUCCCAUGCGGAAAAUGUACGUGUUAUUUGCCUGUGGACUAUUAUUUUAAUUAUCAUAACUUUAGUUAUGAUUUUGUAUAGUUUGUAAUGUGACUAUUAUCUCCUGGAAAGGAAACUAUAAUUAAAACCAAAACAAUCCUAUCUUCCUGUGUAUAACUAUACAGGGCACCCAAAUAUUUCUUUUUUUUAAAAACUUUUUUUAGGCCUAUAAUUAUUUAUUAUUAUGUUGAUAAUGAAAGAAAUUCUCUGCCCUUGCCAUUCUGUUGGCAGAGUUGCUUAUCUGUGUCAGUGCCUUAUCAAGCGAGACACUCCAUGUUUCUUACAGUCCGUACAGGAAGAAAAAAAAAACUGUGUUGACUCAGGAACUGACUAAAUCAAACCACAGUUUGUGGAUGGCAAUCUCUCAAUUUGACCCAGUCCUUUGAUAUUCAAGCCAAAGAGCUGGGGGACAACAGUGCAUCAAGGUCAAGCUCCUUAGCAAAGAGAAAAAAGGCCUGAUAUAAUGCUUUUGUGUCACAUUUUGUUACAGAAAAGGGAAUAAUGCAUGCAUCACUCCAAAGCUGUAAAAGAACAGGCAGGCUUAAUUCACCCCGUAUGCUUUGAAAGGCCAGGCUCACAACCAGGCCUUUAUCUCUAGAGACUAAGGCUGUGCCUGGUCAUUGUCUGCUUACUGAAGGUUCAGCAAAACAAAUGGCAUAACUGUUACAAAAUGUUUUGAAUUAUUAUUGGGUGACUUUUACUUUACAAAUGUUUGUCUGUUCAGUGCUUCUGAGGAAUAUCUGUGGCUUUAGCAAGAGAAAGAGUUAGUGUGAAUGUGUGUGUGUGUGUAUCAGGAUUUUGUUGCCAACCACACAUUAUGCAGUUAAUGUACAGUACAUGGGAGAGUGAAUGCCUCUCUCAUUGCUCUGUAUAUUAACUACUAUGUUAAAUGCAUGAUAACAACUCUUAUUUUCAUUUUAAACAUAUCUUGUGAUGUUCCACUUUUUCAUCACCAUAGAAGUGCCGAUAUGUUCCUUUAGGAAUGUUUUUGAUGAUCUUAUUCUGUUUCUUAUUUAUUGAAAUAGAGUUUAAUUUUAACUUUGAAUCAUAACAGACCCUUGCUGAAAGGAAUAAAGCCACAAAGAAAAAAAACAAAUAUAUGUGGAAUAUAAGAAGAUAUAAAAAUAUAUAAAUAUAUUCUUUUGUUAUAUCUAAUCUUGUAUUUAUCAAAUUGUUUAUAACAAAACGUGAAUGUAAAGUAUUUUAAACGUAAACGUCCACAGUCAUAACAUGGUGUUCGAUGUAUAGCUAAGAUAAAAUAUUUAGAAAAAAUAUUCUUCAGUGUAACCUGGGCUACUUUGUCACAUAUGAAUGUGAACAAAUACACCCUGACUUUCCUGGACUAUGUUUACAAAAAUACUGUGUACAAUACCAAUGUCCUGUUAAACGUGAGUGACAACUAUCUAUGAAGAAGUCUGAAGUAUAUACACUGUGAUAAUAAA
Molecule: messenger RNA, 3889 nt
Organism: Morone saxatilis (striped sea-bass)
Lineage: Eukaryota; Metazoa; Chordata; Actinopteri; Moronidae
Gene: slc6a2
Product: solute carrier family 6 member 2
Exons: 15
Coding region: 280-2157 (625 amino acids)
Biological process (GO): sodium ion transmembrane transport; dopamine uptake involved in synaptic transmission
Cellular component (GO): neuronal cell body membrane; neuron projection; presynaptic membrane
Molecular function (GO): norepinephrine:sodium symporter activity; dopamine:sodium symporter activity
Source: RefSeq, a predicted model, not a curated record